Molecule: messenger RNA, 2531 nt
Organism: Anopheles stephensi (Asian malaria mosquito)
Lineage: Eukaryota; Metazoa; Arthropoda; Insecta; Diptera; Culicidae
Exons: 2
Coding region: 144-797 (217 amino acids)
Source: RefSeq, a predicted model, not a curated record
GUUUGCGUGAAGUGAGCUUUGACAUUAGCUACGGUGCGUGAAUCAAGCCCACUACAAUUGUACCCCAUGCGAGCUGUCAAACAGUUGUGUUUGUUGUUUCCGCGUAGUGCAGACAGUUGGAAGCGUGCAUUUCUAAAUAUCAAAUGAAAACGAACGAUAAACCGAAUUUUCGGCCAUCCAAAGGUGGUGCACCUGGUGGGCAACGGCAUGGGAAUAACCGUGGACAAGGAAAGCGAAAGGAGUCCUUUUUCCAACCUGUUUCAAAAUCGGAAAGCAAUGCGCCCAAUAAGGACAAAAGUGGUGGUGGUGGUGGUGGACGACCAUCCGGAAAGCAUGGCCCGGGAGUACACAAAACAGUAGCUUUCAAGCCAAAACAUGACCAUCGGCCUACUGGAAAGGAUGGCAAAAAGCCGAUGAAUGGUAACCAUAGAAACAACCAAGGCACAGGUCGACCACAACACGGAAAGCAGAAGCACCAGCACCAGCACCAACAGCAUGGUAAUAAACGUUCUGGGCCAGCGUCCACAAAACCACCGACUGCGCCAUCCGAGAUCCGGUUUGAUAGCAAGCCGGAAAAGGUAAACUAUUGUCUAGCGCCCGAACGGCUGGAAGCGCAAUCACGGGCGAUAAAACAGUUUGAGCAGAAGGAACGGGAAGAAGCGAUCGAGCGCAAGAAACAAGACCGCCAGCAGAAGCAUAAAAUGAUGACACAGAAAACGCGCAAGGGACAGCCGGUGAUGCAGGGCCGACUGGAGCUGCUGUACGAAAAGGUCAAAAAGGUGGUCGGCGUGCAGUGAGCGGAGCGAACGAGCAUUCCGGAUCAAACUGGAAACGUGGCGUGGUACGGUAGCAUCUUCAACAGCAGUACGAACCCUCCCUCACUUCUUCGAGGCCAGAUUGUCCGAGAGAGAGAGAGAGAGGACGCUUCAAUUUAAAGUUCUCUGAACGUGGAAAAGCUUGCAGAGUGCGGAGAGUUUUGAGAAAUCGGGGACUCUCAAACAUUGAGGCCAGCACGUGCGCGCUCUUUCUUCCUCGCGCACUUCCUCGCGUAAACCGGCUUAAGGUGCAGAUCGAAGCGGAUAGGCUAGACUGCUAGGCCUGUUUGUUUACAUUAUGCGCGUGCUUAUGCUCCGGGGACCACUUGAUACACAGCCAGCUGUAAAGACUCGGAGCCCGGCCAUACCGAGCCCAAUGUGCGCGAAGGCUUCAUGACGAGGCGGCAAAGUCCCAACAGCCUUAACCCGUGCGGCGUCAACGGUGUUUUUAUGUUUUAAAUUUAUCUCUUAAAUUCAUUUUUUUACGAAAAUAACACAUAAAGGUACAAGUUAAUGUAGGUUAAAUCCAAUUCAAUUUCCCAAAUUAUGGACAAUUUUUUUUUAAAACAAAAAACAGUAAAUAAGAAAUGAACAAUUUAGAUUAUUGAUGUUAUGAUCGUUAAUCGCAUAAUUUAAACGAUUUAAUAAGCAUCAAAACAACAAAAAGAUUGGAUUUGAAAGUAAGGUUAGGAGAGUAAUCGUGUAGGUCAUAGAGGAACAUAGUCCGAAUAUUCAAGUAUAGGAAAAUUUUAAAUCCAACUUAGGCUACCAUGAGUGAUCUCGAUCUGCCAAUUCUGGCUUCCUUUGAAUUGAUUAUACCCGUAGCUGGUUGGUCAGUCCUGCUACUGGAAUAAUCACGAGACCCCGUGAAGCAUCGUCUCCAUCGUUAAUAGUCUAUUACAUUUAACAUAAAUCAUUCGAAUGUUUUUUUUUAUUCAUAAAGAACGGCCUGGCCGUAUUGCUAACAUUCGAAUGUUAGAUAAAUAUCAAUAUAAUGUCGAUAUGAAGAACUACGAUGAUCGUUAUGAUGAUCAUGAACACACACGCUACAGUAGAUGAAUCGAACAGUUGUUUUAUAUAUCCAGAAAGGCUUGGGCCGUUUGCUGAUAGGAAAUUAAUUGAUCAAAAUAGCUUUUGAUGUUCACCAAUAUCAAGAAUAUGCUUAGUUGUAUUUUUUAUUAAGUUGAAUUCUUAGAAGUUCUUUAAGCUCAACAACCUCGCGUGAAAGUUCUGACGUCUUAAUUCGAAACUAUAGUUGAAUAAUCAGUCUAGCAUACAGGGAGACGGUCUCGAUGGGGAUUGAAUCCCUGUUCGUGCCUUGUGAAAGACCUAGAUUUCUAUUGCCUAUUUGGGACGUAUGGCUUUUAGUUGCCGGUCCACUAACUAGAGGUUGUGAUAGCACAGUCACGUAGCAACACGAGAAGAACCACGUGAAGAAGAAGUAGCUAUAGGCCUAUGUCAUUGGAUCACAACUCAAUCAGGCCGCAAUCACACCUCAAAUUAUAAUGCACCAGAUUCAACUGCUUCUUCCUAGACGUUCAUGAAAUAAUCAAGGUUAUAGUUGAACUCGAUCGAUGUAAAAUAAUCUGGUGUGAAAAUAGAGUGUAGAAUCAGAUACAAUGCCCGUGAGCAACUAAACAUAUCAAAGUAAUUAAAACUCAAUAUACGAUUGUCCACAUGAGGCAAAAAAGAGUCCAGUGGAGACAAUGAAACAAA